Messenger RNA from Colletotrichum costaricense, 381 nucleotides. RefSeq lists its product as uncharacterized. The annotation marks the transcript as partial. The transcript has a single exon. NCBI's taxonomy places the organism in Eukaryota, Fungi, Ascomycota, Sordariomycetes, Glomerellales, Glomerellaceae. The record is from RefSeq and is a predicted model, not a curated record.
GCAUAUCUCCCCGCUCCGUACCCCUCUCAGCCGUCACUCAGCAGGAACUGUGCCGUUCAGGUGCAGCAUCGAUCACGGUACAAUAGACAUGUCCACAAGAUCCUUUAUUCGUCUUGGUGCGUAUUUGGACCAACGAAAAGAUUAGGAUCUCAGUCCUUCCGUGGACUAGCAUUGAGGGGAAACGUUUUGAGUGGCCAGAAUCCGCAGCCAACGUAUAGGCGGUUCGACAAUGUCGACUGCAGCUCCCUCCGGAACUCGAUGGAAUGGCCCACGGCGUUUAUCGGUUUUCGAAUCUGUCAGAUGGCACAUGGCUUGCUCCGUGACGGCCAACUGCGAACUCCUACUCUGCACUUCAUGCGCAUCAGAGUAAGAUCCUUGUAG